Molecule: messenger RNA, 424 nt
Organism: Lagopus leucura (white-tailed ptarmigan)
Lineage: Eukaryota; Metazoa; Chordata; Aves; Galliformes; Phasianidae
Product: integrator complex subunit 3-like
Exons: 4
Coding region: 23-409 (128 amino acids)
Cellular component (GO): cytoplasm
Source: RefSeq, a predicted model, not a curated record
GCAGGAGUUGGUUUGCCACGUGAUGAUGGGGAACCUCGUCAUGUUCCGCAAGGAUUCCGUGCUCAACAUCCUCAUUCAGAGCCUGGAUUGGGAGACCUUUGAGCAGUACUGCACGUGGCAGCUCUUCCUGGCGCACAGCAUCCCCUUGGAGGCCAUCAUCCCCAUCCUGCAGCACCUCAAGUACAAAGAGCACCCCGAGGCUCUCUCCUGUUUGCUGCUGCAGCUGCGCCGAGAGAAGCCCAGCGAGGAGAUGGUGAAGAUGGUGCUGAGCCGCCCGUGCCACCCCGACGAUCAGUUCACCACCAGCAUCCUGCGGCACUGGGGGCUGAAGCACGACGACCUGCUGGCCGAGCACAUCAAGGCGCUGCUCAUCAAGAACAACAGCCUGCCCAGGAAGAGGCAGAGGUGAGAGGGGGGGCCGGGC